UGUGUGUAUGGUCAUGGUGGUCGAGAUUCCCAGAGGUUUGGGGCUUUCCAGCCAAAUCACUCCUUUUCUCCUCUCUUAUCCGGCCCACUCAGCACGUGCAUCUCGUUGUGUUAGGAGUAUGUUAAUCGCACGGGGUCUGCGUUGACGGGUGUCUUUGGAAGCCGUAGUCUGGCCCCCUGCAUUGAGGUCAUCAAACCUUGGACACCUACGAUCCAGAGGGGUGACGCCGAUGUUCUCCCUCUGACGGAUUUCCUCCAUCGGCUGCUCUUGUUUCCAUUUGAGGCUUGUGCUGCAUUCAUAGAAAGGGAGAGUGCGUGUGUGUGUGUGUGUGUGUGUGUGAUGGGUUGACGGGGUGCAGUGUUAGGAUAAAGUGUUCCUUGAGGUCUACAGAACCCCUGCAUUAGCGGCAAGACCACAGUAACCUCCUCCAGAUGUUUGCGAUCGCCAUCUAACUGAUUAUUUACAGCGUGGCCGAUGAACGUUGCCCUCUCCGUACUAAAACACUCACUCUUUGCUCCUUCGGCAAUGCCCGAGUUAAUGCUUAAUCUGAGCGCAGGCCCUUAAUUGUUGAGGCCAGCCCAGUUUAUGGGAGGUUACUUGGAUGUGAACAUACAAGAGGCACACCAGCUCUUCAGACUCAUCUCUCACCAGUCAAGCAACGGGACCUAUAGGACUGACCAUCGGAAGCAGCCAGCAUGGCCAAAGAAUCCGGCAUAUCCAAGAUUUUGGCCGGCACCUUCGUCUUCCUGACCAUCUCCGUCAUCGCCGGCAUCGUCACCAUGAUCAUUUUUUACAAGACCGAGAUUGCGUUGAUGGACCCGACGCCCCGUCCGAUGUUCACGUCCAGCACCACCAGCUUGCCGCCCGUCAUCCGGCUGCCGAAGAACCUCGUACCCCAAAGCUACCAGGUCUUCCUUCAGCCUCACCUCUACACCCGAAUCAUAGAGGUGGUGAACGUCACCAGCCCCAACCAGACGAUGCUCUUCACCGGAAACUCCACCGUGACCUUUCAUUGUGUCCAGGGCACUAGCGUCGUCUACCUCCACAGCCGGAACUUGGACGUUUCUGGUCCGGUGGUGAUGAACAAAGACACAAAUGAGAGGAUCGGUGUUUCCUCAAUGAAGAACGAAGAAGACACACGCAACUUCCUGGAGAUCCAGUUGAAUGCUGCGUUAGAGGCGGGGGGGAACUACAGUUUGUUUCUGGCUUUCAACGGAGAAAUUACAGAGAACCUUAAUGGGGUCUUUGUAAGCACAUAUGCUCAAGGUUCCCCAGCGUAUGAAGGCGAUCAAGAUACAGAGAGAUUCCUCGCCGCCACCAAUUUGGAACCAGCAGAUGCCAGGACAGUGUUCCCUUGUUUCGACGAGCCGGAAAUGAAGGCAGUGUUUCACGUGACGAUCAUCCACAGGAGAGACACGGUAGCUCUCGGGAACGCGGACAUGAGAGAUUCCAAUAUCCUCGACGACGUCUGGAAAGUCACUUACUUUUAUCCAACGCCGAAGAUGUCAACGUACUUGUUUGCCUUCACGGUUUCAGAGUUCACCGAUUCAGCCGACUCCCCAACAGAUGGCCGUGUGAAGAUUAAAACUUAUGCACGUCCUGACGCCAUUGCAGCAGGUCACGCUAAGUAUGCUGCCAACAUCACCGGAAAGAUUCUCAAGUUCUACGAGAACUAUUUUGGAAUAAAUUACGAACAGAAAACUCUAGAUCAAAUUGCACUGCCAGACUUAGGUGUUGGAGCAAUGGAAAACUGGGGACUGAUCACAUACCAGGAGGGAGGCCUACUCUAUGAGGACGGAGUGUCAUCACUGUUGCACAAGGAAGUGAUCGCCACUCUUAUUGCACAUGAACUGGCACACCAGUGGUUUGGGAAUCUGGUGACAAUGAAAUGGUGGAACGACAUUUGGCUGAACGAGGGCUUUGCCACGUACUUGUCAUUCUUUGCAGUGGCCCAUAUGGAGCCAUAUUCCAAAAUGAAAGACUCAUAUUUCAUGAGCAACCUCCAUGCAGCGUUUGAGGUGGACGCUCUGGCCUCGUCCCACCCUCUCAGUCCUCCGCAGGAAGACGUCCAGAUGACUUUUGAGAUUGAAGAUAUGUUUGAUGCCAUAACCUACUGUAAGGGGGCAGCUGUGCUGAGAAUGCUGACAGACAUCGUGACAGAGAGAGUUUUCACCCACGGAAUCAAAAUGUACCUCUCGGACUUUAGCUAUAAAAACACCGACCAGAACGACCUCUGGGAGUAUAUUCAAAAGGCCGAAGAUGAGGAUGGUGGUCACACCACCGUUGCCAAGGUGAUGAACACCUGGACCAAACAAAUGGGCUAUCCUGUUAUCACCAUCAACACUACCAAUGGAGAAGUCUACCAGAAGCAGUUCCUGUUCAAUGACUCCUCUGAAUCUAGUCUUUGGUGGUACAUCCCAAUCAGAGUCAUGUCCAAUGCAGCCGAACCUUCUCUUGUCUGGUUGGAAUCCAGUGAUACGAUUAAGAAAGACGAAUUCAUCGCUAAGAGUGGCGAGUGGAUCCUGGCGAACGUCAACUGUGCUGGUUACUACAGAGUCAACUACAACCGAGAGAACUGGGAACGCCUCUCGACUCAGCUGGAGACGGACCCACAUCGGAUCCCACUGAUGAACCGAGGGCAGCUCGUUGAUGAUGCAUUUAACUUAGCGAGGGCCAAACUCAUCGAAGUGACCCUGGCUCUGAAUUCAACGCGCUUCCUUCAGAAUGAGAGAGCGCUUCUUCCCUGGGAGUCAACCGUCAGGAACCUGGAGUACUUCGUCCUCAUGUUCGACCGCUCCGAGGUGUACGGACCCAUGCAGGCGUACCUCCGCGAACAGGUUAGCGGCCUGUACAACUUCUUCAGGAACUACACAGACAAUUCCCAAGUCCCAAAGGAUCAAUCCUUACAGCACAGCCAGAUCCUCGCCAUAGAUGUGGCGUGUUCCAAUGCACUCCCAGAAUGCUCAGCGAUGGCUACAAAGAUGUUUGCCAACUGGAUGGACAACAACCGCACUAACAGAAUCCACCCCAACCUGCGCUCCGUGAUCUACUGCCAGGCUGUGGCCGCUGGCGGGGCGAAGGAGUGGGAGUUCGCCUGGGACAAGUUUCAGAGCUCCAUCGACACCUCCGAGAAAGACCAGCUCCGGGAGGCUCUGUCCUGCACCAAGAAGAUCUGGCUGCUCAACAGAUACCUGAAGUACACUUUGAACCCUGAGAAGAUUCGUCUGAUGGAUGUCGGUUCCACUAUUCUCUCCAUAGCAGAUAACGUGGCGGGGCAGGCGCUGGCCUGGAACUUUAUCAGAGCGCACUGGGAGUACGUCUCCAACGGGGGCGCAGCCAGCCUGAUCGAGGGCGUGACCAGAAGGUUCUCCACGCAAUUUGAACUGGAGGAGCUGGAGCGUUUUGCAGCGGACAACAAUCUGAGUCCUACCAAAUACCUGCAGCAGGCCGUGGAACAAACCCAGGUCAACAUCGUGUGGGUCAGCGAGAACAAAGACAGCGUUCUGAAGUGGUUUGAGAAUGAAACCGCUUCGUAGAGUGGGAAGAAGAAAAGAACACUGUCUUCGAUUGUUUUAGAGCCUCACAGAUGUGUACUUUCCUCCUCCGCUAAAUCCACUUCAAAACACAAGACCCGAAUCCCACAGCAGUCGGGAAAGUAAUCACAAAAUAGGACAUUAAUUCCCUUUUAAUAAACAAGACUGAGAAGUAGUAUUGUGCUGACAAAUCACGAGGGAAGUGAAGACACAGCAGUGGUUGAUGCAGAUACAUUAUUUAUACCGUCAGUCUAACCAGAUUUUGAAUCCACUGUUUGGCAUUUUUUACACAUGCUGAUAAAAAAAAAAUCAAUCUUAAAGUUGUAAUUUUUUUACAACUUUAAAAUUGAUUUUUUUAUCAGCAUCAACAUAACAUAUGUACUUCUUAGAAUCACUUUUCUUUUGUUCUUUCUCGUCGUCUAUUAACACAAUUAAUCUGGAUCGGAAUUGUAUUAAUCUGCUGGUAAUUAUGGGUUUGGAGGACAAUUCAUCAGCGUUUUUGCACAGAUCGGAGCCGAAGGACCGAACUCCCUCUUUUUGAUAAAGGAACGAGUCUAUAUGUAUCAUGUUGUAAUCAAGUAUGUAUGUUGCUAAAAAAAAAUGUUAUU
Molecule: messenger RNA, 4141 nt
Organism: Cyclopterus lumpus (lumpfish)
Lineage: Eukaryota; Metazoa; Chordata; Actinopteri; Perciformes; Cyclopteridae
Gene: anpeplb
Product: alanyl (membrane) aminopeptidase a
Exons: 20
Coding region: 696-3536 (946 amino acids)
Biological process (GO): proteolysis; peptide catabolic process
Cellular component (GO): cytoplasm
Molecular function (GO): metalloaminopeptidase activity; zinc ion binding; peptide binding
Source: RefSeq, a predicted model, not a curated record